Molecule: messenger RNA, 544 nt
Organism: Nycticebus coucang (slow loris)
Lineage: Eukaryota; Metazoa; Chordata; Mammalia; Primates; Lorisidae
Product: testican-3-like
Exons: 4
Coding region: 29-373 (114 amino acids)
Molecular function (GO): protein binding
Source: RefSeq, a predicted model, not a curated record
AGAUCCAGCUAAAGAUCCAUGCUUAAAGAUGAAAUGUAGUCGUCAUAAAGUGUGCAUUGCUCAAGAUCCUCAGACGGCAGUCUGCGUUAGUCAUCGGAGGCUUACACACAGUGUGAAGGAGUCAGGAACAGGCCAUAAGCAAUGGAGGGGUCGCCUGUCAUCCACCUGCAAGCAGUGCCCAGCGGUCUAUGCCAGGCCCGUCUGUGGUUCAGAUGGUCACACCUACUCUUCUCAGUGCAAACUGGAAUAUCAGGCAUGUGCCUUAGGAAAACAGAUUUCAGUCCAAUGUGAAGGACAUUGCCCGUGUUCUUCAGAUAAGUCAACCAGUGGGAGCAGAAAUGUUACGAGACUCUUUGGCGAGGGCAGGGUUUGAACCCAUCACCUCUGGUAUAUGGGGCCGACGCCCUACUCCUUUGAGCUACAGGCGCCGCCCACUGUUACUGAUCUCUUUACAACAAAUGAGAUUACUUUUGCUUACUCACAGGGCACCAUUUACCUACUAAUAAAGAGUCACUUUUUGAAAACAAGUUUUUGACAAAAUAAA